Echinostoma caproni is the source of this 714-nucleotide messenger RNA. Lineage: Eukaryota; Metazoa; Platyhelminthes; Trematoda; Plagiorchiida; Echinostomatidae. The record is from the annotation of a GenBank genome assembly.
AUGAACAUAACGAAAGAUUUAUACAAAAAUCAACUGGAAAAAAUCGCCCUAUCUCAUGAUCAAAAGCAUGUGGGUUUCUAUCGUCUACUUGGCCAACUGUACGAUAAACAGAUGGCACUGGUGAUCGGCCCGCUCCAACAGACCGCCGAUGAAUCAGCAUGCAUGGGACUUGACGAAAAUGAUGAGUUGCUACAACAUUCUAUACGGUAUUACGAGUCCCGGAUAGCACAAAUCAAUGAAAGUAGUAUUGCUUCAGUGAAGGCGAAAAUCACCUCGAUACAGGAACAAAUUUUUCGGGAUGAGCAGUCAGUGCCGUCGAGUGGGAGAACGAAAUUGGCCGCCGCACACGCACGGCAAAUGUCACAAAUGAGAGAUCGGUUCGGUUUGGGCGUGAACGAUUUUAGCAAUCCGCAUGAGAUGGAAAAAUUGAAUUUGUGGUUGAAGCAACAGAAAAGCAAACUGCUCAGCCUGAGAUAUCGUAAUUUGGCCCCAAAGCAACAAGUGACAAUGCCAACCGCUAGUCCCACAAUGACUGUCCGUGAUCUGCGAAUGCGAUUGUUCCCGCUCUGUUCCGUACAGUUUCGGUCUAACAGUAUCAAAGGCAUUCCAACAAAUCGUGAUAUUCAAUAUCAUCAGCAGCAUCAGUAUCGUCAUCAUCAUCAUCGUCCGNUCCGAGUCAUCAUCAUCAUCAACAUCAUCAUUGUCGUACAGUGA